AACGUACGUGGUGGCCACGAAUACGACCGAUAGAGAGGUUAGGCGUCGCGACGCUCCUCGGACCGGUACGGAGCGCCGCCGGGAGGGUGUAGUGGUGCGACCGUUUUAACCGGGAAAUGAAUUUUCAUUCGGUAAACACCGUAAUCAGCGAGUGAAAUCGUUUACUUUCUUCAAAUUUUAUUAAGAGUUUUCUUUUUAUUUUAACCAACAAUUGGAGAAAAUCGUCUAAAGAGAAAAAGAAAUUGUUGAAGUCUUUAAAGGCUUACCAAUGAGUUUACAUCGAACACCUACACUGACGUCAAACGCAUAGUAGUGGUAUUUUUGCAUGGGGGGCGAUGGGCAACGGGCCUGGUGAGGGGGGGCUCCGUCGUCGGAUGCCGCUGCGUCGGGGCGGUGGCGGCGGCUGCAAGGGCGGCAGCGGCGGCGGUACAGCGUCGAGCGCGGCAGCAGCCGCCGAAAUAGGAUCACGCGCGAUGCGCUACUACCGCCUCUGGAUAUACACAUGCAACACAGUCAUAUUAGCAGGAACACUAGCCUUCGUCGGCGCUGCCGUACAAAACGUCCUGCUUGAUUAUCGACGCACCCUGGUGCCGUCGUUGACGCUCUACCAGCCGAGCUUCCUCUACGCGUAUCUAGCCCUGGCAACCCAGGGCGGCGCCCUUCAGCUGCUCGGCUGCGUCGCCGCUAUACGCCUUUCCGAGCGACUGCUCAAUGCCUACUGGCUCCUGCUGCUAGUACUCCUCUUUGGUGAUAUAGUUAUAGGUGCAUUUUGGGCAUUCCGUUUUGAAAAAGUCUGCCAAGAAUUGAAACCAGCAUUAAAAGCCCGAUUUCAACAAGAAUACAUGCCCGGAAACGAACUAGCAACACUUUGGGAUCGUUUACAAACGGAAGACUCUUGCUGUGGCAUAACGGGUCCACAAGAUUACAGAAACGGUACCGAAAGGUGGGAAAUGCCAGCAAGUUGCUGCGCGGAAACGAAUCAAAACAGCACGAAGUGUCAGAGAACGCAUAUGAUAGGUUGCGAAGAACGUUUGGUGGCAUAUCUCCGAUCAACGGCAUCGAUCCUUACGAUCCUCGGCUAUUGCGUACUGGCCUUCCUCAAGCUGUGCUUCCUCGGGAUACUCCGAUACGAGAUCCGCGAGAUGAUCCAGAAAAUACGCAUUCUUAGAGCCGAAAUGGAUCUGACAGGCGUCAAUGGGGCCGUACCGGGAGCAGUUCGCGAACUUGGGCCCGAAAGUGAACGUGAGAGCCUCUUGGUACGGCCCGAGAGCGUGGCGCUGCUUUCAUCGCCGAUGACGCAGACGAAGAACCCGAACGGGAACAAUAAUUUCGAGAUGAGGGAGUUUCGAAGUCACGAGAACAUUUGACUAAAGUAUCGCCUGGAGGGUCUCUUCAAUCGCGGCCGGUGGGGUCGCGUUAAGAAGGGCCCCCUGGCCACCCCGCUGGAGGAAAUCUUCAACAAGAAGCGUCGACCCCGCGCGGCACCGUCACGAGACGAUCGCUGUUAAAGGGUACAACCCGAAGUGGUGAACACCGAGGGGCCCGCGGGGCGAACACGUAUCAUCAACAUCCCGCUUCUUAGUGCACCCCGCAGACAGCAACGACACCUUUAACAGAGGUUUCGAUGGAGAAGCGAUUAUUACGCCGUGGAAAUUUUUUGAUCGCGGUGCAGUAAGUGAUUGUUUUCUUUUAGUUUUUGAUUUUGUGAGAGGAGGAAGAGUUUGGACCCACGUUUAUAUGAGCUUACCUACUGAUAGUGCCUCGCCUUGUCGCCAGUUACCGAUCAAGUGCUCUAUCGACUUACUUUAUUUGGCCUACGGACCGGUCGCUGUCUGCACUCAUUCAUCUAACAAAAUCUAUUCAACUUCACACAAUCACGAGGUUAAUCUUAGAUAUAACUUUACAAUAACGUGAAAAAUAAACGACCAAUUAAAAAUAUUUCUUAUUCAUAAACUUUAAAAGCAUGCAACGAAUAUAAGUAACCCUAUUUUAGCUUUUUUUAUUAGUAUUCUCAAGGCCUAUUAAAGAAUUUUAAAUAUGGGGAUUUUUUCUGUAACACUAUUUUCGAAAUAAACACAAUAAAUAAGUAUUGACAGACCAAAAAGAAACUGUAAAGUUUUACUUAAGAUUGAUCUUUUUCACCAAGCAAUCUAAAUCUAUUUCAAAAACAAUUUCUCAACCGAUAAUCUAGGCGUAGAUUCUUUUAGGUGUAGGCGCCGUUAAGUUUACCGAAAUUCUAUUUAACCCCCCUGUCUCCAGGCCAGGGUAGAUGAUACUCAGAUAGCGCGGUUGUCGCCGUUUCAUUUUUAUAUCAGAAAUGAUCACUCAUAUUUUUAUAUUCGCCAAUUGAGACGUACCUAAAAAAAACAUGGUGCAUAAAUACUAUACGUAUAUGUAUAUAGGGUCGUUUAAAGCCUCGUGAUUCAAUCGAGUUAAAGCCAAAAGAGUAAUUCCUAAAAGAUAUUAAUCCUGACCAAUAUUAUUACGAAAAUUAAAAAGUACCUGGUGACUUAACAAAAUUUUACUCAAAAUUAAUUCUUUUAUACACAGGUGACUUAAAAAGAAUUAAACAUUUUAAUCACUCAGAAACACGAUUUUGCCAAAUAUUGCAUGUUAGAUAAUACAGAUAAAAAGGAACAAGUUAUUACUAGAAAAUACUAAAAUAAAGAUAGGUAGUAAAAUGUCCAGAAAGUUAAGAAAGUUUAAAUACCUUGUUCACUUCAACUGGUGUUCUUUUGAAAUCAGCUAAGAGUAGCUGAUUUCAAAAAGAAAGAUAAUUAACUGAAAGCUGAAAUGUUCGCUUGAUCUGGAAUUUGCGUUUAUCCCAGUUUCAUGAAAAAGCUUGGGUCAAAAGUCUUAUUUGGACCAUCAGCAGGUUGCCCAAGAUCAGGUUUCUAAUCCAAUUCGAACAGGUGGAAUUCUAACCCUAAAGUAACCCAACUCCAAAGAAAAGUAAUUCCAAAUAAGUCAAUUUAACUCAUUAGAAUUUAAGGUUGACAUGUAGUUGAUUUGAGCUGUUUUGGGUACCCAAUCUAAUUGCAAAAGAUUUAAGGCAACUCUAACAAACCCUCAAGCAUACUCACCUAAACAAAAAAUAACUAAAUCCAUCUAUAAAGCAACCAAAUUCAGUUUUUAAUUUGCACAAAUUGCUUAUUUUUGGUGUCUAAACUACUUGUUGGGUGGAAACCAUCAUACUUUAGCCGGAAGUGUUGGCAGAAGAAAAGUUUUCCCUGAACUGUCCAUCGAGGUAUUUCAUCAAGAUAUCUCCGUUCUGUAUGGUGACUUCUUCUCUAUGGACUCUUUUCCCUGGUGUUUUGAGAAUUAUAUUCUCCUCGCAAGUGGCUCAACACAAAAGUAGAACAAACAUCCCUGAUCAUUAGAAAUGUCAUUCGAUCGAGAGAGGAAAGGAACUAACCUGUUUACAAAAACAGUUAGAUGACUAAAAAGCUGAAAUGCUUUGCUGCCAUUAUCCAGAUUUUGUGCCCUUGAUACAUUUUUUGAAGGCCUUCGACAAAAACCUUGAAUGUCCAGUUACCAGCACCAAGUGUUCCCAAUCUUACCUGUUUUCCUAAGGGAUUUUGGUUUGCAUUGGUGUUUGCCUUCUUCUAGAAAGUUGCAUACAAAAAGUUAUAGCCAAGAUCGCACCAUCUAGAAUUUGCAUUUGUUGCUACUUUCUUUAAUAAGGAUUAACUUAAUCAAAUCUUCGCAUGGUUUCAACGCCCCCUCUGAGGUUCAUAACCUUUGUGGUUUUCUUGAAAAAGAUUUUUGUUGCUUUUUGAAAAAGGUUAGUUCGCUUCAUCUGGAGUUUGCGUUUAUCCUGGUUUCUUGAAAAACCUUAGCUUAACAAUAAGCUCACAUGCCUUGUUUACAUCAUCAGAAGUUUGUUGAUCAUCAAGAGUUGAUUUCUUGAAAAAAGAAAGUUGGAUGGCCGAAAAGCUGACAUCCCUUGCUGUCAUUAUCCAGAUUUUGUGCCCUUGAUUCAUGUUUUGAAGACAGUUCGUUCAACAAAAAGCUCGAAUGUCUAAAAAACGAAUGUCUUGAACGCUUAGUUUGCAUUGGUAUUUGCGUUAUCCUUCCUAGUUGCAUAAGUAAGGUUAUUUCAACGAGAAAUAUGCUCAUCCAGGUGUUGUAUGUAUAGCAGAUAUAGCGGAAAAGGCAGAGCUAAAGAUUGUUCCAUCUGGAUUUUGCAUUUGUUGCUAUUUUCUUUAAAAACGAUUAACUUAAUCAAAUCUUCGAAUGGUUUCAACCCUCUUAAGUUCGUAACCUUUGUUGUUUUCUUGAUAAAGAUUUUUGCUGCUUGUUAGAAAACGAUUACUUCAAGGAAAUGAUGUUUCUGCCUUUUGCUGCUUUAAAAAAAAAUUAGAUCAACGAAACCCUGAAUACCUUGUUUACACCGUUUGGAAUUUGCGUUCGAACCUCGAAUCCCUCACUCACUCACUCAGCAUCUUGUUUUUGUUCAACAGAGUCUGAAAUGUUCGCUUCAUCUGGAGUUUGCGUUUAUCCUGGUUUCUUGAAAAACCUUAGCUCAACAAUAAGCUCACAUGCCUUAUUUACACCAUAUAAAAUUUAUUGAUCAUCAAGAGUUGAUUUCUUGAAAAAAGAAAGUUGGAUGACCGAAAAGCUGAUAUCCAGAUUUUGUGCCCUUGAUUCAUGUUUUGAAGACGGUUCGUUCAACAAAAAGCUCGAAUGUCUAAAAAACGAAUGUCUUGAACGCUUAGUUUGCAUUGGUAUUUGCGUUCUUCUUGCUAGUUGCAUAAGAAAAGUUAUUUUAAAAUUCACCCAAUCCAGGUGUUGUCUGUAUAGCAGAUAUUGCGGAAAAGACUAACCCAAAGAUUGUACCAUCUGGAUUUUGCAUUUGUUGCUAUUUUCUUUAAAAAGGGUUAACUUAAUCCAAUCUUCGAAUGGUUUCAACGCCCCCUCUGAGGUUCAUAACCUUUGUUGUUUCCUUGAAAAAGAUUUUUGCUGCUUUAAAAAAAAAUAGCUCAACGAACCCCGAAUGCCUUGUUUGCAACGUUUGGAAUUUGCGUUUGAACCUCGAAUCCCUCACUCACAGCAUCUUAUUUUUGUUCAACAGAAUCUGAAAUGUUCGGUUCAUCUGGAAUUUGCAGUUAUCCUGGUUACUUGAAAAAGCUUAGCUUAACAAUAAAUUCUAAUGUCUUAUUUGCACCAUCAGCAGUUUGCACAAGAGUUAGUUUCUUGAAAAAAAGGUUAGAUGACGAAAAGGUUUGUAGCCAUUAUUCAGAUUUUGUACGACCAGUUCGAAUGUGUACUUAUCACCAUCAGGUAUUCCCAUUGUUACCUGGUUUUGUUGAAAGAAGCUGAAUUAAUGCUUGCUUUGCAUUGAUAUAUGCCAGUCCUGGCCAAUAGAGCGUACUUCGAGAGAAAGAUUUUGAGGAGAAUAUUUGGGCCUGCUCGGGAGGAGGAUGGAUCUUCUUGAAAAAUGCGGGGAGUGAGACCGAGGGGACGGUCGGGAGUAGGAGUUGGAAGAGAGAGACCAGGGACAAUAUAUGCGAUAUUCUUGCUAGUUGCAUAAGAAAGGUUUCAACGAGAAUUUGUUCGCCCAUCUGGUAUCUGGCACCAUUCAGAAUUUGCAUUUAUUGUUACUCUCUUAACAAAGAGUUAACUUAAUCAAAUCUUCCUAAUCUUCUUUUUAGCUCCGUCUAAGGCUCAUAACCUUUGUUGUUUUCUUGAAAAAGAUAUUUGCUGUUUCUUUGAAGAAGGAAAUGAUGGAAAGCCUUGUACAUACCAUCUGCAGUUUCUGCCUUUUGCUGGAUUUUCAAAAAAUAUUCCUGAAUGCCUUGUUUGUACCAUUUGAAAUUUGCGUUUUCUUUUUGCUAGUUAAUGAAAACCACGACACCCUCGUUCACACCAUCUUGUUUUUGUUCAACACAAAGCUAAAAUGCUUUGCUCAGACAAUUUGGAACACGAUGGUUUCUUAAAGAAAGCUUGUUGUUAAACAAAAUGUUCUGAAAUUUGUGACUUUUUGUUGAUUCCUUCUUUCUGGCAAAAAAGGAUGUAUCGAUGCCUUGUUGCUGUAAUCUACAAGAAUCCUAUUGUCAGUGCUUAGCAGGAUUCCUGCUUAAGUAUGUUGGAUUGAACUCCAUCUGCACAUCCCCAAACGGCUUCUGGGUGUCUAAUUAUUGGGUUGGCUUAACUUUUCUAUCAUUAUGUAAGCAAAUUUUGAGCAAACUACAAUUAUAGACUCAGAUCCUAGCAAUUUUUGUUAACUUUCUAAAUAAACGGCUCCAGGUGUGUAAACGGUAGCCAUUCUUGUUUGUUUUUCAUAAUUUGUUCUUAAAGUAUUGAAAUUCAUUACUGUUGUAGAAGUGGUGCAAAAAUCGUCAAUACACAAAAUAUCUCACAAUUUGGAUCUCAACCUAUUCAAGUUGAGAGCGGAUCUAUAGACGACUAUGAGUCAUUAGUAAUGGUAUUGUACAGCCAAAAUGCCAUACAUGGUUGUUAAUUGAUAAAUUAUUUAAUACACAUUUUUUUACUCAUUUGCUAAUAACAAUUUAGGCAUUCAUUUAUGGUGUAGCAAACGAUUUCUUUGCUUCAAAAUUGCUUUCUAUUUUUUUUAACUCAUCCUGUGUACAAUGUGUAAAUAAUACUCAUAAUAAUAACAUAAUAAUAGUAACAGAUUGUGUCACGAGUGCAAACUCCCCGCAUAAAUAGAGAUACGAGAGCAAAAAAAGGGUGUGAACAUACUUGUAAAUAAAACUUGUAUUUUAUAUAAUACAAUCGCUCAAUCAGUAGAUACACCUAUUGUAUAAAAAAAAAUUAUACUUACGAAAAGAAAUAAAUAAAAGUGG
Molecule: messenger RNA, 6809 nt
Organism: Onthophagus taurus
Lineage: Eukaryota; Metazoa; Arthropoda; Insecta; Coleoptera; Scarabaeidae
Product: 23 kDa integral membrane protein
Cellular component (GO): plasma membrane
Source: RefSeq, a predicted model, not a curated record